Molecule: messenger RNA, 471 nt
Organism: Entamoeba dispar SAW760
Lineage: Eukaryota; Evosea; Mastigamoebida; Endamoebidae
Exons: 1
Coding region: 1-471 (156 amino acids)
Source: RefSeq, a predicted model, not a curated record
AUGAAGUUUGGAAUAACAAUCAAUGUAUCAUGUGAACUUGGCUAUGAAGAAGAGAUGAAAGAGAAAGGAGAGAUGGAUGAGAAGACAAAGAAAAGAGUCAUCAAAAACACAAAACGAAGAAGGGAUAUAAACAAAUCAGCAAUAACAUUCAACACAAUGGUUCAAAUGGUAGAAAACAUUGGAUAUAAAAUCACAAAGAGAUCAAUCAAAAGUGCAAAGAAAACAAUCCAAAUGAUCAAAAUCAAAGAAAUUGGAAUUGGAGAAGAAUGGAAAAUGAAAGAAGAAAGAAUCCAAGAAAUUGGAAGUUUAAUCAAUCAAUACAUUAAAGGACUCAUCACAGGAACAGGUAAAACAAUUAUACUAAGAAAUGAUGAUCAAUAUAUUAAUUCAUUAUUCAUCAUCAAUACUGAAGAAGAGAAUAAAUGGAUGAAUAUAUCAGAAAGUACUUCACAUGAAGUGUUUUUAUUGUAA